GAUACAAUGGAAUAUCUUCGUGUAUUUGCUUUGGUACCUAAAAUCUCUUUCUUCUCCAAUUCAAGAAAUUCAAUUUCUCCGCUGUUCAUCCCGAGUUGCAGAGGGAAAAGCAGAGAAGAUCCACUCUCUAGCUCUUCACCGUACUCAAUACUUGGAGUAGAGCCAAGCUGCUCAUCUUCCGAGCUUAAGGCAGCUUUUCGUGCCAAAGUGAAACAAUACCAUCCUGAUGUAAACAAAGAGAGAAGCAACUCUGAUAUUAUGAUUCGUCGCAUAAUCCAGGCAUAUGAGAUGUUAACAAACUAUAGCCGGUCAGAGAUAAUUGAAGGAGAAUGCUUGGACCCUUUUGACCAUCCAGAGUGUGAGGCACUUGAAGUGUUUGUAAAUGAAGUUCUCUGUGUUGGAAAAGGAUGUUCGUAUCCAUGCUUUAAAACAGCUCCUCAUGUCUUCUCAUGUGAUACAACUGGAACAGCUCGAGCAAUGUCCCAAGGGCAUGGCGAAGAUUAUCGUGUACAAUCUGCAGUUAAUCAGUGCCCGAGAAAUUGCAUACAUUAUGUCACACCAUCACAGAGAAUUAUUUUAGAAGAGUUACUUGACAGUGUCUUGGAAAAACCUUAUGAUUGUUCCGCGGAAGCAGAGUUUCUCUAUGCUCUUAUCGUCAAAGCUCAGUUUGAGAACAAUCGGUACCAGAAACCAAAGAGGAAACAACCUGAAUCUUCAGGAAAACAUGUAGACUGGUUCUAAAGUUGAACCAAUAGAGUUGAAGAAUCUGAAACGGAACAUGGAUUAAAUGUGAAAAUCUCUCCAUAAGGUCACAUCGAGAGAUAUCACCAUGAAACAGUAGAUGCCAUUGUACUAUUCAGAGUUUUUAAGAGAGCAGGGAAAAGAUGAAAGAAAAUUCUGUGAAUUCGGAACAAGUUCCAAAACUUGACUUCUACACAAAUCUUUGUGUUUAUGUACUCUAUUCACUAUGGUGAUUUUCAUACGGACUAGUAUUAGUAUAUGUAUAUUGGUUACAUUUUCAAUGUGAGAGAAUUCAGAAAGGUGAGAGAAUUCGAACCAACUUAAAGUCUUAACCUUAUGUUUUUUUUUCUUCUUCUGAAAUUAAGUUAUUUAGUUGGCCCAUUA
This is a messenger RNA of Capsella rubella, 1125 nucleotides long. RefSeq names its product chaperone protein dnaJ C76, chloroplastic. The transcript has 7 exons. The record is from RefSeq and is a predicted model, not a curated record. Lineage: Eukaryota; Viridiplantae; Streptophyta; Magnoliopsida; Brassicales; Brassicaceae. Bases 7 to 741 code for a protein of 244 amino acids.